Molecule: messenger RNA, 2012 nt
Organism: Perca fluviatilis (European perch)
Lineage: Eukaryota; Metazoa; Chordata; Actinopteri; Perciformes; Percidae
Product: GTPase IMAP family member 7
Exons: 2
Coding region: 165-1247 (360 amino acids)
Molecular function (GO): GTP binding
Source: RefSeq, a predicted model, not a curated record
CGUUUCCUGUGCAGAGUUUCACUUUCAGUUGUUUUACUGCGCAGCGGAAGGGAAGGAAAGGUGGAGAGUGGGCCGAUCCGAACGAAGAAACUUUACUAAGACCAACCGGACUUCUCAGAAAGUUACCCAGAAAGUGCUGUAAACACUAACAUCACUAUACAGAUAUGGUAGUCGGCAGCUUGGGUGAAAACUGCCCUGACAUCAUGCCUGGUUCAGAGCGAGGUAGCACGGCAGACCUUCCUCCGCAGCGCGGCGAAGAGAUGGGGGAUCUGGGGGAACAGAUGGAGCCCUUGAGGAUCAUGCUUCUUGGGAAGAGCGGGGUAGGCAAGAGCUCGAGUGGGAACACCAUCCUCGGGCGGACGGUGUUUGUCUCAGACAUGAAGCUGAAGAGAGUCACCAGACACUGUGAGAAAGAGACUGGGACGGUGAAGGAUGUGCCUGUUGCUGUGAUCGACACACCCGGCCUUUUUGAGACCAUAAAAACCAAGGAGGACAUGGUGCGAGAUAUUCUCAAGUGUGUCAAACUCCAGGAACCGGGCCCUCACGUCUUUGUGCUAGUAGUCCCCGUAGGACGGAUGACUCAGGAAGACCAAGAUACCAACACACUGAUCCAAACGAUGUUUGGCCCGAGGGUGUGGGACUACACUAUCGUGCUGUUCACGCACGGGGAUCGCUUGGGUGGGAAAACGAUCAACGAUGUCAUCACGGAGAGUGAGAUCGACCUCCGCAACUUCAUACGCAAGUGCAGCGGCGGCUUCCAUGUCUUCGACAACAAGAACCCGGGGGACCAGGAGCAGGUGACGAGCUUCGUGGCCAAAAUCCAGACCCUGGUGGCCCUGAAUGGAGGCCAUUAUUACAGCACGGACCUGUAUCCCCAACCGGAGAGGAAGAUUAGGGAAAAACAGGAGUGCUUACUGGCGGAGAGAAAUGCUGAGAUCAGCCGCAAGGAGACACUGCUGAAGGAGGAACACCAGGGACAAGACCUGGAGGCGAAGAAGAAGGACCUGUGGAGGAAAGAGGAGAACAAAACGAGAGCAGAGGCAGAGAAAUACAUCCGCACUACCUUCAUUUUGAACUGGAUCACCUUCCUGGGACUGAUAGGAGUGCUAAUAGGUCUGGCUCUUCAGGCACCAGUUGUGUUGAUUCUGGCAGGGAUUGUGAUGUUCAUUGGGUUUUUCUUCAAGGAGUCAAUUCUUCGUCUGUUUAUGUCUGGAAAAAUACCGUGGCUUUCUAAGAAAAUCCAAUAGGUGUGCUUUGAGAUAGGGAAGCGUUGUUAACAAUCAGUCAUCUAUUACUCACAUCUGUAAUAGAUGUUCACCUGAUGAGAUUUUAUUUCAGAGAAAUUGUUUGGAAAAUGUUUGUCUUUAAUGUGUCAGUUUAUAAUUCGAAAAGAGAAAAGAAAAAAAACUUGGGGGAUUUUGUGGCUUUCUCACUCCCUUGUUUUGAAUAAGGCUCUCCACCAACCCAACUGUAAAAAUGUGCUAAUGAUGGGAGAAAAAUGUAAGGUUGUGUAUAUUGACUAUGUUUGAAGUGGUAUUUGGUGUUUUAUCAGCAAGUCUAGACAUAAAGAAUUAACUGAUUUACUCGAGAAACUACUCUGUGUAUUUUACGAUUAUAUAUGAUUAUAUUGUAGUGUACAAUGUGAUCGUAAAUGUGAUGCCCACUGAUGGUAGUUCAGACCAUAGACUAGGGCUGCACGAUAUGAGGAAAAUAUGCGAUAUUCAAUAACAUUGUUAUUAUAUUACUUGAUAUUAGUGUACUCGGUUUUGUAUUUCUUUCAGUAUUCUGUUAAAAUACAACAAAUUGAAUUUAAAACAAAUUUAGGGAAAUCUUUUCCAACAUUCUUUUAUUUUCUAUUUAUUUUAUUGGUUUGUGAUUUUAUCAAUGGUUAUUGUUUAUUACUUUUUUUAAAACUGGUUGUUUAAAAAAAGUUGUUUUUCUGGUCUCCUGUAGUCUACUGCAGUCUUGUGAAACAUUGUACAUGGACAUAAUAAACAGACAAUUGCACAAUG